Dichotomopilus funicola is the source of this 1347-nucleotide messenger RNA. RefSeq names its product tryptophan synthase beta subunit-like PLP-dependent enzyme. Lineage: Eukaryota; Fungi; Ascomycota; Sordariomycetes; Sordariales; Chaetomiaceae. Gene Ontology annotation, cellular component: cytoplasm. The coding region runs from base 1 to 1347 and encodes 448 amino acids. The transcript has a single exon. The record is from RefSeq and is a predicted model, not a curated record.
AUGUCACUAAGUGACCACCCACGAGUGUAUGGCACCGCCGCCCUGACGGUGACCUUCAUCGCCGGUAUCCUCGUGACCCUGGGCUUCAAAGACCUCUACCCGGAGCUACAAGCCCGAUACGAAAGGCGAAAACGGCCCCGUUGGCGGAGCAGCGUCUUCUUCGGACCCGUCAGUCUCGAAGACCGCGAAGAAUCCCCCGAACCUUCCCCAUCUUCCCUCUCCCCUUACGACCGGGGCAAUGGCAUCGUCCACGGCAUCGAAGGGGCCAUAGGCAACACCCCGCUCAUCAAAAUCCGCAGUCUCUCCGAAGCCACCGGCUGCACCAUCCUCGCCAAAGCCGAAUUCCUCAACGGCGCCGGCGGCAGCCCCAAAGACCGCGUCGCCCUCAACAUGAUCCAAGUCGCCGAGGAGCAGGGGCUCCUCACCCCGGGCCGCGGCGACACCAUCUACGAGGGCACCGUCGGCAGCACGGGCAUCUCCCUCGCCGUACUGGCCCGCGCGCGCGGCUACAAAGCCCACAUCUGCAUGCCCGACGAUAUGGCCAUCGAGAAAUCCGAUCUUCUCCACCACCUCGGCGCCACCGUCGAGCGGGUCCCCGUCGCCCCCAUCACUGACCCAGGCCACUUCGUCAACCUUGCCCGGACCCGCGCCAAGGACCACACCGCGGCGGCCGAUACGCCGUCACGCGGGUUCUUCGCCGACCAGUUCGAGUCGCUGGCUAACUACACGGCCCACAUGAAGACCACGGGCCCGGAAAUCUACGCGCAGACCGGCAACGGCCGGCUCGAUGCCUUUGUCGCCGGCGCCGGCACGGGCGGCACCAUCACGGGGGUGGCCAAGUACCUCAAGGAGGAGCGCGAGCUGGGCGCGGCGCUGCGCGUGGUGCUGGCUGAUCCGCAGGGUAGUGGGCUGUACAACAAGAUCCGGCAUGGGGUGAUGUACUCAGCGACAGAGCGGGAGGGGACACGGCGGCGGACGCAGGUGGACACGAUGGUGGAGGGGAUUGGGAUCACGCGGAUUACGGAGAAUUUUGAGGUUGGGCGGGAGCUGAUUGAUGAUGCGGUCAAGGUUACGGAUGACCAGGCGUGUCGGAUGGCGCGGUGGUUGGUGGAGCAUGAUGGGAUUUUUGUUGGGAGUAGUAGUGCGGUGAAUUGUGUGGCGGCGGUGGUGACGGCGCUGAAGAUGCCGAGGGAGAGUCGGGUGGUGACGAUUCUGUGUGAUUCGGGGACGAGGCAUCUGAGCAAGUUUUGGAAGCAUAUUACGGCGAUGGGGCUGGAGGAUGAGACACAGGAACAGGACGAGGAUUUGCUGGCUGUGCUGGGGCUGGAGAGUCUGAAGCGGGAGUGA